AUGGACUUGGCCCGACUUGGCUGCGUCUCGGAUCCAGUCCGCGACCCCCUCGUUAUCGACAGUGCCCUUGACGCUAUUGGGAAUACCCCUCUGGUCAGGUUGGACCGCAUUGCAAAGGAGGAGGGUCUACAGUGCAACAUCCUGGGGAAGGUAGAAUAUACUUCUGCGGGUGGGUCCGUCAAGGACCGCAUUGCGAAGCGCAUGGUCGAGGAGGCGGAGAAGGAGGGCAAGCUAAUCCCUGGCCAGAGUGUUGUUAUUGAGCCCACAUCUGGGAACACCGGAAUUGGUUUGGCUAUGGCGUGUGCGAUUAAGGGAUACUCUGUGAUUAUCACUAUGCCCAACAAGAUGUCGCUCGAGAAGGAAGCUGCACUGCGAGCUUUGGGAGCCGAGGUCGUUCGCACACCUACCGAAGCCGCUUGGGAUUCUCCGGAGUCGCAUAUAGGUGUGGCGCAGCGGCUAUGUCAAGAGAUCCCGGGAGGUAUCAUCUUGGACCAGUACCGAAAUGUUAACAACCCUCUCGCCCACGAGUAUACCACCGGUCCCGAGAUCGUCGAGGCUGUGUCUUCCACCCCGUCCUCGUCAUCUCAUCCCUCUUCUCAGAAGGUGGAUGUGCUCAUCGCUGGUGCCGGCACGGGGGCACAAUCACCGAAGAAGCACAACAAAGACUGCAUCGUCAUUGGCAUCGACCCUAAAGGCAGCAUCCUCGCGUACCCCGACGACUUGAACGCCACCGGCUCCGGCGACGCCUACGUCGUCGAGGGCAUUGGCUACGACUUCAUCCCGGACGUGCUCGACCGCGACCCCGCGACGGUGGACGUGUGGCUGAAGACGACGGACGAGGAGUCGUUCGCCGCCGUGAAGCGCAUCAUGCGCCUCGAGGGCCUCCUCGUCGGAGGCAGCAGCGGCAGCGCGCUCAGCGGGGCGCUCCGCUGGUUGCACAGCGACGCGGGGCGCGGUGUCGCCCAGACGAAGGGUGCGAACGUUGUCGUCCUCCUUCCUGACGGCAUCCGGAAUUACAUGAGCAAACAGUGGUUCCUCAAGAUGGCGCUGGAGGCCGAGCCCACGCCGCUUGCGGCGCGCAUCGCGGACGUCCUCAAGACGUCGAAAAGCGAGGUGCAGACGGGCAUGGAGCUCCCCAACGGCGCUCCGGAUAAGCGUGGGGUGUAG
Molecule: messenger RNA, 1167 nt
Organism: Epithele typhae
Lineage: Eukaryota; Fungi; Basidiomycota; Agaricomycetes; Polyporales; Epitheliaceae
Product: pyridoxal phosphate-dependent enzyme beta subunit
Exons: 11
Coding region: 1-1167 (388 amino acids)
Cellular component (GO): cytoplasm
Molecular function (GO): cystathionine beta-synthase activity; cysteine synthase activity
Source: RefSeq, a predicted model, not a curated record